This is a messenger RNA of Chaetomium globosum CBS 148.51, 570 nucleotides long. RefSeq lists its product as uncharacterized. NCBI's taxonomy places the organism in Eukaryota, Fungi, Ascomycota, Sordariomycetes, Sordariales, Chaetomiaceae. Gene Ontology annotation, cellular component: cytosol; TRAPP complex; cis-Golgi network membrane. The transcript is spliced from 3 exons. The record is from RefSeq and is a predicted model, not a curated record. Gene Ontology annotation, biological process: intra-Golgi vesicle-mediated transport; endoplasmic reticulum to Golgi vesicle-mediated transport. Bases 1 to 570 code for a protein of 189 amino acids.
AUGGCGUCGAGCAAGGCAUCGAGGCUUGGGGAAGAGACGCGGAUGGACAAAGUUAAUGCCGAGCUCGUCGUCCUCACAUACGGCGCAAUGGUCGCACAGCUUUGCAAGGACUUCGACAGCGACUACGGCAAGGUUAACCAGCAACUCGACAAGAUGGGCUACAAUAUCGGAUUACGUUUGAUCGAAGACUACCUCGCCAAAUCAAAUACCUUCAAGCGCUGCUCCAACUUCCGUGAAACAGCAGAGAUGAUCGCCAAGGUUGGCUUCAAAAUAUUUCUCAAUAUUACACCCACCAUUACAAACUGGACGAGCGACGGCAAGCAGUUUUCCCUUAUUUUCGACGAAAACCCCUUCGCCGACUUUGUCGAGCUGCCCGAUGACGGCCGUGCCCAGGACGAACUGUGGUAUUCCAACAUCCUGUGCGGCGUGCUCCGGGGAGCACUAGAGAUGGUCCAGAUGCAGGUGGAGGCCAAGUUUGUUAGCGAUGUGCUAAGAGGCAACGACACAACCGAGAUGCGCAUCAGCUUGAUACGAUACAUCGACGACGAGCUGCCGCCAGAGGAUGACUAG